GACACAUUUUGUGUUUUGGCAACACUCAUCGGAGAUUACCAAGCCAAUUCUAUCCGAGGGAUCUUAGCGAUAUUCCACAAUCAACUCGUUGCUAAACUGAUAGUAAAAAUUACGGCACGACAAUCCUUGUGGCUUCCAAUUGAAAACUUAUAUCAUCAUCCAAUGACGUCGACAUCGAAGUUUCUAYUGGUCGCUGUUGUGUGGAGCAGCUGUUUCACCUUCUCGUCGGGUUUCCAGGGACAUCUAAAUAUUCAUGGGCUAAAUGCAGGUAAAAGAACCACGACGACAUUGCACACUAUUCCAGAAUCRCUUGCCGAAGAGGGAACUUGGCAGGCCUAUCUGGACGAAGAUACUACCGGACUUAUUUAUUACUUCGAUACGUCGACAGGAGAGAGUCGAUGGGAGCCUCCGACCUCGACAUUUCCUGAGGUUCGUCUUCCACGAAGGAAACAGCGACUAGCUGAUAAUCUUCGUAGAGAAUACAGAAAGGAACGCAUCGAGGCGAUGGAAACUGAAGACGAAGGUGAGGGCAUUGUGGGCGGACUAUUUUCUGCUAUGACAUCCGUAUUGGAUCAAGAAGAGGCAGUCGUAGAAGAAACUGAAUCUGUCGAUGACUCGCAAACCGAGGAUGAGGAGGAAGAGCAACCUUCAGGGGGUUUCUUUGGAAACUUAUUUGGUGGCAACACAGCUGAUCAAGAUACGAUAGAGGAUACGGCAUCGGUAGAGGAAAUCACAGAAGAAGAAUCUGAGCAACCAACKGAGAAAAACUUUUUUAGUAGUAUUUUUGGUAGUGGCGGAUCGGCUUCCGCCGAAGUAGAAGAUACAGGGGUAAUCGAAGAUGAGCCAGCAGAACCAGAUGAAAAGAAAAGCGGAAUGUUUUCGGCUCCUUUCUUCAGCACGAGUUCUACGGAUCGUGCUCAAAAGGAAGUUCAGGAAAAGAUAAUCGAUGAUUCUCCCAAGCCCAUCAAAAUAGAAAUCGGGUCGCACAUUCUGCCUCAUCCCGCAAAGGUACGAUGGGGUGGAGAGGAUGCCACAUUUAUCAAGGGAAGAACAUUUGGUGUCUUUGAUGGUGUCUCGGGUGCCGAAAAGUUAGAUGGCGUUCCUCUUUAUUCCAGAACACUGGCGAGCGAAAUGAAAAGAAUGUGCGGGAUGAAUGGAGAGACGGUGCAAGACAUGACGGCAUACAUGUCUUCGGCAGCAUCAUAUGCCGACGGAGCGGCAACGGGAGCUUCUACCGCCGUAGUAGCUUCCAUUGGAGAGGAUGGCUUCCUACAGGCACUCAACGUCGGUGAUUCCGCCUGCAUGGUUGUUCGGGACGGCAAAGUUACGGCGAAAACGAGAGAGAUUUCUCACUACUGGGAAUGUCCCUAUCAACUAUCAGAAGACUCCCCCGAUCAACCUAAGGAUGGAACCAAGCUCAACGUUGAAUUGAUCCCUGGAGAUAUUGUACUAAUGGGAUCCGACGGAGUCUUUGACAACAUGAGUGAUGACCAACUCUUGGAACUCGUUGCGAAAUCUCCCUCAGUAAAGGCGACGACACUCGCGAAGAGGGUUUGCGAUGCGUCACGAAAAAUCUCAUUGGAUAAAACCGCUGUGACGCCSUAUUCAAAGCAAGCACAGCGACGUGGCGAUARGGACUAUCGAGAUGGACUAGGAGGGAAAGUUGACGACAUCAGCUGUAUUGUUGUUGCAUGCAAAUAAAAAUACUAUUCGAGACAAUAACGCUGAAKCAUUACUCUCCAUGAAUGGCCUUAUUGAUUGAUUGAGCAUAAUGCAACACAGCAGGAAUGGCUAAUGAAAAGCCAGUAAAACUAUCAGAAUCAU
This is a messenger RNA of Pseudo-nitzschia multistriata, 1824 nucleotides long. Lineage: Eukaryota; Bacillariophyta; Bacillariophyceae; Bacillariales; Bacillariaceae. The record is from the annotation of a GenBank genome assembly.